This is a messenger RNA of Beta vulgaris subsp. vulgaris (sugar beet), 3188 nucleotides long. RefSeq names its product TSL-kinase interacting protein 1. Gene Ontology annotation, cellular component: nucleus. Gene Ontology annotation, molecular function: chromatin binding. The coding region runs from base 521 to 2902 and encodes 793 amino acids. The record is from RefSeq and is a predicted model, not a curated record. The transcript has 15 exons. Gene Ontology annotation, biological process: pattern specification process. Lineage: Eukaryota; Viridiplantae; Streptophyta; Magnoliopsida; Caryophyllales; Amaranthaceae.
GUGUUGUGGUGAUGAUUCAUUUUAUGAGAGUAUCGAAGAAUGAAACUAAGAUGGUAGAGGGAGAAUUUUGUUUGGAAGAAUGAGAAGCAGGAAAAGAACCUUCAGCUUUCUCUUUUUGAGUUUUAGAGAGAGAUGGUCUCACUUUUUAGAGAGAGAAGCUCGUUGAAACAUAUUUUGACACCACUAAUCUCUUCCCCCAUAAAGAAAAGAAUUACUCCCCAUGAAGUAUGCUUUUUAGGACACAAAAGUAACAUUUAAAUCAGAAAAGAAGGGAAAACAAAAAGAAAAAAGGAAAAGAAAAUUUAGCAGAGAAGUUUAACCAGGUUGUUCGCCGCCCCGGCUGCAGUCGUCUACGGCAAUUUGCUACCUCCACCGCUCAUCUGCUUGUUGGGCGAAUUAUUUGAGUUAUAAUCAUCUGUGCAACUCUGAAAUUCGGCAAUUAGUUUUGGAGGCUGUACAGUUGGUAAUAAAACUCAAAGGUUACGGCAUGAAAGUCUAGACACUGUGUUAUGUUGUAAGCAUGCAGGCAACGGAAAAAACCUCUUUACCAUGUUUUGAACACCAUUUUUCUGAUACUAAUGUUGGUCACAAUGAAGAACCUGCUGUAAUACCAUCCUCAUCUGACGACAUUGUCACUUCACAGCCCGCUAAACGACCAACGCGGCAAUGGGCUGCAUGGACACGGGAGGAGGAGGAGAGUUUCUUCACUGCGUUGCGGCAAGUUGGCAAGAAUUUUGAAAAGAUCACAUGUCGGGUGCAAAGUAAAAAUAAGGACCAGGUCAGACAUUAUUACUACCGACUUGUGAGGCGCAUGAACAAGUUACUGGGUCCUGACUUGUCUUUGGAUGCUAAAAACUCUAAAGACACUAAUGCUGCGAUGCUGCGUUGGUGGUCUUUACUGGAAAAAUACAGUUGCAAGGCCUCAAAACUUCACCUGAAGCCGCGUAGGUUUAAAAUAUUUAUAGAGGCACUGGAACACCAACUUACAAAAGAUCGAAAAAAGAAUGUUAAUAAACGAAUGCCUCUGGGGGAAAAUUAUUCUCCUCCUUCAUCAACUACUACUUCAAAUCAGAUAAAGUUGUCUGGCAAUGAUGCACGGGCUGUUAAAAUUGUUGUAGUUGACAGUCAGAAUGUUCAGAAAGCAGGGCAAGGACGAGGGUCUUCAGCACGACGUAAUCCAAAUAUGGGUGUUAUUCGCAGUAUCAGUAAAGGAGAGUCCUCUCAUCCAAAGCCACCCAGGCAACGACGAAAAACUGGAGCUGCUUCUGCUGCUGCAAUGAAAAGAUGGGAGAAGGCUGCCAUGGCUGGUGUCUCCUUGGUUGCUGAUGCAGCUGAGCACCUGGAGCGCACUGCUGAGCAAAUUGAUUCAGGUCCUUCAAUGCAAGUACAAGGGAACUCACCAAAUCUUUCCAAAGGCAUUGCCGUAGAAGACAAUUUACAACCUAUCUUGAAAUUAAAACUACAGCUGUUCCCAAUUGAUGAAAGUACCAGAAAAGCACUGGAAAUGGACAAGCAUAAUCCACAUUUGGAGCUGACUUUAAGUUCACGAAAGAAGAUAUCUUCUAUUCUGGAGCAUCUUGAUCGUAAGUGGGGAACUUCCAGUGUAGCAUCUGGGGAACUCAUGCUUUUCCCUUUCAGCAUCCAGAGAGAAAAUCUGUUGGGAUAUCAGAGAUGGUCUCGGGAGUCGGUUGUAACUGCUGCUGAAGUCUAUUCCAUGAUUGGUAGCCCUCUAGUGUUCCGACUGAGAUAUGGCUGGAUCUCUAGCAAUGAGCUUCAGUCAGGCAGCUCACAGACGAUUUCAGUAGCUUCAAGCCAUUAUAGUGAGCAAGAAAAUAGAAGAAAUCAAACACUAAUGGAACAAUUAUGUCCACCAACAGAAGUGGAAGACAAGCUGGAAAAACUUGUCGAUCACAUGCUAAGCGAACAUCAAACCUCAGAUAAACAAAACAGUUCUCUUAAAGAGUCAACAGCUGCUACUUCUGGUGAAGCGAAUAAGAAUUCUGACAUUGAUUUUCACAAUGAUGCCUUUGAGAUGCAGAACUUGGUAUCGAGUGUAUUUUCGAAGAGAAUUGAAGCUUGUGUUGAUUCUACUUUAACGAAUAUGAAAAAUGUGGUUGGUCAGAGAGCAAUAAAGAAUCCAAGUUGGUCCACUAGAGAGUGGGCUGAUAGAGUUACAAAUGCUACUGCUGGGAAGCAAUCAACUGAAGUUUCGGAUGUUAUGGAUGUCGACUGUAAUGAGACUCAUUUCAAGGACACUGAGCAUGUUGAGGAGAUUCCAUUCACUUGUGACUCAUUUGAUGCAGCAAUUGCUGCGCAUAUAAUUAGUCAAAGCAAGAUUGGCUUUGCUGGACCCUCUCCACAUUUAUCAUCAAUUUGGGAUGCCGAAGAAACAUGUGAUGCAUUUUCAUUUCAGAAUAGAGUUGUAUCUAACCAGGUUCCAACUUCGGCCUCAGCUGCUGCUUCAAUUGCCGGUGCAGGGCCCUUUAGAACAAAUUUAGCAGGGACCAGCACCAAAGUUCAGGAUUCACAAGAUAGAAUGAUGGCUGAGAAUGAUGUCUUGGUGGACACCAUAAAUGAGUGUCGAUCUGAUGCCCAUGAAAUAGAGAGUUCUGCUAAAGAUUUCAGUAGUCUUACAGAUAUUUAUUGGCCUGACUCAUUAGGACCGUUAGAGUUGGAUGUACCUUCAUGUAAAUACUAUAGCGAAGAUCUAAUUUUAAGCGAUAGUUUGAGUGGCUUGAAUCGUCUUCUAGCGAGCAGCCUUGAUGCAUUCCAAAACUGUUCUUUCUUUGGCUUGGAUGAAAAAAGACCCCCUUCUCCAGCUACUGGAACUCAAGGAGGUGCUACAUUCGCUGGCAAAAUUGGUCCAAGAGAUAGUGCCGGAGUGCAAUCUCUUCAAGUAUAAGUUUUGGAGAACAGGAAUCAUGAUCUCGGUAGCUUGUCGAUGGCUUGAUCAGUUCUAUGCCAUGUAAUCAAAAAUUAAUUUCUCUUAGUCUGUUUUUUGGGGUGGUGGCUGAGGUAUAUAUGUUCUGCCUACAUAUUCCCUUCACUCUGUACAGAAGUUGCAUGUGAAGGACCCCAUAAAGAGUUCUGUCCCAUAUUUGAUGUUGUUCGUCACUGUAAAUGUAUUUCAAAUUCACUUUUAUGAAGACUUCAGGAAAGAUAUGAAAAUGAACGUCUCCCUUAAAUCA